CUAGAGUAAUUAAAUGGUAAAUCAGAUGAUGUCUAUAAAGCACACAUUUUAGUGUCUACUAUUUAGAAACCUUGUUAUCUAAAUAGCAGGCAUUCAUUAGUGAGGCGCACACACCAACAGAGGGCGUCCUUUACCAGGCUUUAAUCACUGUGAACUAUCUCAGCAAAACUUAAUUUGAAAAGAAUCCUUAUUUGCAAAGUGAAAGUGAAAUUUUAAACAAUGAUUUUGUUAGCCUACCUUAUUUUUAAUAAAUCAUCAUUUCUAUAAAAUUAAGUCAGUAACCCUUUUUUAUAUUUAUGUUAUCGCAUUUACAAGGCUAUUGGAUUAAUUAUGUUGCAGCUAGUUAUCGUUUAAUUUGGAGAAAAGUGUUUUCAGCGCGCGUGCAUGUGUAAGGAGAAGAGGGUGUUUCUACCAAGAAUUGGACUUCAUUGUGAUGACAUGUGACCGUUCAUAGAUGACAAAAGACACUACGCAGAGCUUUACAUACUGUUUCUCCAGUGUGCUGAUAUUUACAUCUAAAAUAUUUCACUGAGACUUGUAAGAAUAAUCUUAAUGUUUCAAGGAUAGGGGAGUCGUAUGUCAUGCGAUAGCAAGUGUGCGCACGCACAGAUCUUUCGCCGUUUGAUGCAGAAAUGAUUAGUCUCAUAUUAGACAAAAAAUUAAUAAGUUAAUUAAGUCCAGACCAAUAAUUCGAUGUAGAUAACUAGAUAAUGUAUUCGAUAAAAUAAGCGCAUUCUGCAUCAUCAACCUAAAGACAUCACUAAAGCCAGUCACCCGAUGAAGUGAAAAGAAACAUUGCAUCUCUGGAAUUUCUCAUAAUAAAAGAAAACAGAUGUGGUCUGAGUAUUCAGAGAACAAAUACGAGAUCUCUGUUUGGGGUAAGAGAAUGUGUUUGUACUCUGUCUCGCACAGAAGCGCUGAGAGUGCACUGAGAGAGUCGCGUGUGCUUUUUUGGUUUGGGUUACAGCGCAACUGAAUGCCACAGUGCUGUCGCGCGCUCAGUCGCACGCGCGUACCUGCUAGAGAGCUGGAGUUGUAUUCUGCUGCCUCGCGACUCAUUUUCUGCUUGUUUGCUCCAUUGUCAAUGAGACUUCAUCCAAGAGACCCCCCCCCCCCCCAAAUCUUUUAGUGACAAUUUUGGACCAGGUUACAGACUCUGGAUGUGGAUUUUGAACAGCGAUGUUUCAAUGGACCUGAAUGAAGAAGGAUUAUUUUUGUCGUCAAAACAGUAAAUCGCUUGUUUGAACAAACUUAGCUCGUGUUACCCAAGGAUAAAAACGCAAUGUUCAUCGCCGCGAUUUACAUCAUUUUACCUCUGAUGGAUGUGGUGUUAUCUGGCGAGGAGUCUUUCUUUACUAGUGGAAACCGGCUGGACUGUGUCAAAGCGAACGAGCUGUGUUUGAAAGAACCGGGAUGCAGCACAAAGUAUCGGACUAUGAGGCAGUGCGUUGCCGGAAGGGAGGGCAACUUCAGUAUGGUGACUGGAGUGGAAGCCAAGGAUGAAUGUCGACUUGCCUUGGACGCUCUAAAGCAGAGUCCCUUGUAUAACUGCCGUUGUAAAAGAGGCAUGAAGAAAGAGAAGAACUGCCUGCGCAUCUACUGGGGAAUCUAUCAGCAUUUACAAGGGAAUGAUUUGCUUGAAGAUUCUCCGUAUGAGCCUGUGAACAGCAGACUCUCAGACAUUUUUCGACUCGCCCCCAUCUAUUCAGAAGGAGGGAAUGGUGACGGCCCCUGGAGCAGUCCCAUCACCGCGGCCCCAGAGAGAGGGCCUGAAAUCAGGUCAGGACCCCUUAAGCCUCAAGACCCCAGUAGAAUCAAGAGGGCACAGCCAAACUGGGGUGUUCUGGGUGAGCCAGCGCUAGCAAAGGAGAACAACUGUCUGAAUGCAGCAAAGGCCUGCAACCUAAACGACACCUGCAAGAAAUAUCGCUCAGCUUACAUAAGCCCCUGCACGAGCCGCGUCUCAACUGCCGAAGUCUGCAACAAGCGCAAAUGCCACAAGGCCCUACGGCAGUUCUUCGACAAGGUGCCGCCCAAGCACAGCUACGGCAUGCUCUUCUGCUCCUGUCCUCUAGGAGAUCAGUCGGCCUGCUCCGAGCGCAGACGACAGACCAUCGUGCCAGCCUGUUCGUAUGAGGACAAAGAGAGGCCCAACUGCCUCGCACUCCAAGCCUCAUGCAAGACCAACUACAUCUGCAGGUCUCGUCUGGCUGAUUUUUUCACCAACUGUCAGCCAGAACCAAGGUCUAUGUCUGGUUGUCUGAAGGAGAACUAUGCUGACUGCUUGCUGUCAUACUCCGGUCUCGUUGGUACAGUGAUGACCCCGAAUUAUCUGCGUUCCCCUAAAAUCAGCGUGUCUCCAUUCUGUGACUGCAGCAGCAGUGGAAACAGCAAAGAGGAAUGCGACCGAUUCACAGAGUUCUUCACUGACAACGCCUGCCUGCGUAAUGCGAUCCAGGCCUUUGGCAAUGGGACAGAUGUAAGCGUUUGGCAGCCAAUGCCUCCGGUACAAACAACCACCUCUAUGACAACACCGUCCCAGAGGGCCCGAGAUCGAGACAGAUCACCCAAUGCUAUAGAGCCGGCGACACACAUCAACCCUGGUGAUAACUCCCUCUACCACUUCUGUGGUAGUCUCCAGGCUCAAAAACUGAAGACUAACAACACAAUAGAUGUGCUUUGUGUGGACCCUCAGAUCGAUGAUCCCAGCUCCUCCAACACCAUCUCCAGAAACUCGGCCAUCCUGCAGACGUCUCCAUCAGGCCUGAGCUCUCUGCUGCUUCUGCCGGUUACCUCUUUGCUCUGCAUUCUCACGGCAGAAAUGUUGUAGCCAACUAAGAACAUAAAACACGGACAGUCACAAUUUGUAUAAAGUUGGUCGCUGUUCCUGGUCAAUCUGUUGUACUCUGUAAUCUCUCUCUUACUCUGUUCCUCUGUUUCUCUAGCUGUUUUUAUUGGUUCUUGUUUUUUAGAGCUUUUGUUGAUGUGUGGGUGCAACAAAACAAAGUGAUCUUGGUGUACAUUUCCGUCUCCCCGAAAUGUUGAGCGUCAAUGCAAGGCGUCAGAACCCAUAAGGACUCAUGUCUCAGCCGUAGAAACAGAUCUUAUCUGUGUAUGCAUACGUGUGUACUUCACUUUAAAAAUGUGCUCCAUCCAUUGCAAGCAGAGCGCAAGAAAUAUAUUGCAGAACGUCAUAUUUGUGAUGUGAUCAUUAUUAUCAUAAGCUGUCUUGUUUUCUGGGGGGUUUAUUUGCUGCCAUUUUAGUAGAUUGUCACUAUUGACUAUUGACUGUGGUGUUAUUGACCCAUUUGUCGGUCAAAGAUAUAAAAAAAAUCAUUUUUAUGACCCAAAUAUUCAAUGAAAGUAAAAAGAGAGAUGUUUACUGAUCAUCCAGUCUGGAUGAAGACCUACAGGAUGUUAGCUGGAAAGUACAUGCAGGGGCCUGUUUGUCAUUGUGUGUUUGUAUGUGUGAAUGUGAAUCCCUGUUUGUUUGUUUGUUUGUUUGGUUUGGCAGGACAGAGGUCUUGGGUUCGUCAGUGGAAUAUGUCAAUAGAAAUGGGGGUUCAUAACCCCGAUGGCACUGUUAAGUGGACUUUUACGUAAUCAGACAAUGUUUUACUUGUCAAACUACAUUACAGUAACACAUAAAUGUCUGUAAAUGACACAUUACUAAGCUAAACCAAUUGGGAUCUAUUGAGUGUAUAUUCAUAUUGCCUUCAUGAUGUUGCUUGGACAGGGAUUCUCACACUUCAGCCCAAAUGAAAUGUGCACAUAUGUAUUAUAUAGCCAGUUUUUUGUAUUGUAUGUCUAUACAGCAUCGGUGAUUUGUUAGAUGCAUCACAUUUAAACCAAGAAGAAUUCAGAAGGUACCCAGACGAUAUACUUAACCCUUAAAUAUAAGGCAUGUGCAUUUAACCAAUCAGCAAUGCACAUUAAAAUAAUCUACAGUAUGACAUGCUGCUUUGGUUCAUGUGGCAUUUUGAACAAAUCCUUUAUCUAUUGUUGUACUUCAUGUUAUUUAUGGGACAUUUCUUUAAAAACACACAGCAUUUACUGUAUACACUUUGAAAAGAAACAUGUUUAUAGAGCCUGCUAUAUUUGAACUGGGAUCUGGUUAUAUUAUCAUAUCGAAUGAGGUUUUCUUGCUUUUCACAGUAACUAUACGGUAUAUAUUUUUUAUUUAGACUGAAAACACACCACACAUUCAAGACUUAUUGCUGUUCCGUCGUAUCCCGAAUGAAGGAGUUGUACAACAGUCAUUUAUUUCCCUAAUAACAUGAUGUUGUUGUUUUAUGGUAAGCCAAAAUGGAAAAAUGAUCUUAUUUUUGUAUCUUUUGCAUUAUGGGUUUAUUUAUUGUAAUGUCUCUGCUAGUAAGCAGUACAGUUAACUUUAGAAGUAUAAACAUAAAAAAACGAGCAUGAGUGAUUAAUGCAAUAAAGGCUAUUAGACGCAGUGUGUGAUGGAUUACACUCGAGCAUCCUUCACAGUGGAACAGACAGUGCUCUGCUGUAUUCGCUCAUGGCAUUGAGAUUUAGGAUGUAAAAUACAAUCGCUGUGAAAGUGCUUGAGCUGGGAAGGUAAGAAACCAUACUGUAAAAAUAUAUAUUUGUCUACGUUCACAUCUUAUUGCGCCAGAGCAUUUAUUAUUCUCAAUGAAAAACACAAGACGACUUCACAAACAAACACAUUUCUUCUUCGCUUGUGAAAAUGUAAAAAGUAUUCUAUGAAAACGAUUAAAAAUGUUGACUCAC
Messenger RNA from Triplophysa dalaica, 4752 nucleotides. It is a transcript of the gene gfra1a, whose product is annotated as gdnf family receptor alpha 1a. The record is from RefSeq and is a predicted model, not a curated record. The transcript has 10 exons. Gene Ontology annotation, biological process: nervous system development. The coding region runs from base 1283 to 2830 and encodes 515 amino acids. Gene Ontology annotation, molecular function: signaling receptor activity. Lineage: Eukaryota; Metazoa; Chordata; Actinopteri; Cypriniformes; Nemacheilidae. Gene Ontology annotation, cellular component: external side of plasma membrane; signaling receptor complex.